UACUUUAGUCAGUGGUACUUCAGUCAGUAGUACUUCAGUACUUUAGUCAGUGGUACUUCAGUCAGUGGUACUUCAGUCAGUGGUACUUCAGUACUUUAGUAAGUGGUACUUCAGUACUUCAGUCAGUGGUACUUUAGUCAGUAGUACUUCAGUACUUCAGUCAGUGGUACUUCAGUCAGUAGUACUUCAGUACUUCAGUGCUCGCGGUACUCAGUCAUGGCUAAAUGGGGACAGGGAGAUCCUCGAUGGAUCGUUGAGCAAAGAGCCGACGCCACCAACGUCAACAACUGGCACUGGACAGAGCGUGAUGUCAGCGGCUGGUCCUCGGAGCGCCUCCGUCAGCUGCUGCUGGCGGUGCGGGUGGAGGGACCUGAGGGCGUCGCCCAGCUGACCGACAUCAACAAACUGGAGGGCGAGGCGUCCAUCAACAACCGCAAGGGAAAACUCUUCUUCUUCUACGAGUGGCAGCUGAGGGCCAGCUGGCUGGGGACGUCCAGUGCCGGAUUGAAGUACCGAGGAACACUUGACGUGUCCAACCUGUCAGACGAGAACGACAUGGACGACCUUGACAUCUCGGUGUCUCUGAGUAAAGACCAGCCCGACACACCCCUCCUCAACCUCAUGAGGAAGAGUGGCGUUCAGGAAGUCCGGAGGGUUCUGGGCGAGUACGUCCUUCAGCUCAAGUCAGAGUUCAGUCAGGGGAUGAUUCUUCCCACCGCCGACCAGCCGAAGCCGCCUCAACCUCAGCCUCAGCCUCAGACCCCGAAACAGAUGAUUCACAUCCAGACCAGUAAACCGCCGAAAAGCUCCGUCACCAAGUGCUCAUCUAGCCCUGCCCCCUGCCUUGAAGGUGUUCGAAUCUCAACCUGCAACUUUGACCUGAAGGAAACUUUCCAAACGUCUCCUGAUGAGCUGUACCGGACCUUCAUUGGCCAGGAGUUUGUGCAGGUGUUCACGCGCUCGGCGGCGACAGUGGACGGUAGGCGUGGAGGGAGGUUCCAGAUGUUGGACGGGAGUGUCAGUGGAGAGUUUACACAGCUGGUACCGGACCGGAGGAUCGAGAUGAGGUGGCGGUUCAGGACCUGGCCCAGCGAGCACUACGCCACCAUCAGUCUGGAGUUGGAGGACAGAGGAGAUGAGACAGAGCUGAGGAUGGAGUGUCGAGGAGUCCCUGCGGGGGAGGAGGAGUCCACCAGGGAGGGCUGGAGGCGGUUCUACUUCCACGCCAUCAAACAGACGUUUGGAUACUGAGAGAAUCUGAGACACUGAACCCUCAAGCUUGUCUGACAGGCAGACUGAGUCAUGAUGUGUCAGCAUGAGGUAAACCUGUUGACAGGAACAGUCCCACACUUCAGUCCUGGUCUAUCCUGUGGAUUCCUUCAGGGAGUCCCUCAGGGAGGAUUCCUGGAACCUCUCGUCUCUGUUAAACCUCAGCAGAAUUAAAGGAACAGUCCCACACUUUAGUCCUGUUCUCUGUCUUACAUCAGUCUCAUCUCUGUGGAUGCAGACAGACGUGCAGGAUGUGGUUAGCCUAGCUUAGCAUAAAGACCUGAGGAAGAGGAAACUCUUUGACUCUUCAUCCAAAGUUAAACAAAAAACCAACUCAACAAUUGUCUUAAGUGUUGGACUGUUCCUUUAAAAUCUGAUCUGUUGUAUGUGACAGAAUCACUGUGUGAAUAAAGUUUGGAUUGUGUUUGUCUUCCUGUCGUCAGGACCAAUCACAGUCUGGAUUAUUAACAUCAGAGUGGCAAAAAUAAAAUGUGAUUUAUGUAGAAAACAAGUUCGACAGUGGAGGAGGAAAAAUAUGAAAAUAAAACAUCAGCAGAAUUCAA
Messenger RNA from Epinephelus fuscoguttatus (brown-marbled grouper), 1832 nucleotides. Its product is annotated as activator of 90 kDa heat shock protein ATPase homolog 1-like. The coding region runs from base 217 to 1251 and encodes 344 amino acids. The record is from RefSeq and is a predicted model, not a curated record. Gene Ontology annotation, molecular function: ATPase activator activity; protein-folding chaperone binding. Gene Ontology annotation, biological process: protein folding; positive regulation of ATP-dependent activity. NCBI's taxonomy places the organism in Eukaryota, Metazoa, Chordata, Actinopteri, Perciformes, Serranidae. The transcript has 9 exons. Gene Ontology annotation, cellular component: cytosol.